Molecule: messenger RNA, 702 nt
Organism: Poecile atricapillus (Black-capped chickadee)
Lineage: Eukaryota; Metazoa; Chordata; Aves; Passeriformes; Paridae
Product: feather keratin B-4-like
Exons: 2
Coding region: 60-413 (117 amino acids)
Cellular component (GO): intermediate filament
Molecular function (GO): structural constituent of cytoskeleton
Source: RefSeq, a predicted model, not a curated record
CUUCGCACAUUUUCUUCUCCUGCUCCUGCUGACAACCAGGGACCCUCCACACCACACCCAUGGCCUGCAACAACCUCUGCCGUCCCUGCGGACCCACCCCGCUGGCCAACAGCUGCAACGAGCCCUGUGCCCUGCAAUGCCAGGACUCCCACGUUGUCAUCAACCCUUCCCCUGUGCUGGUCACCCUGCCAGGACCCAUCAUGACCUCCUUCCCCCAGAACACCGCUGUUGGAUCCACCUCCUCGGCUGCCAUGGGCACUGAACUCAGUGUGCAGGGACAGCCCAUCUCUGGUGGAUUUGGUGGCUUUGGCUAUGGCCUUGGCUAUGGCCGUGGAUUUGGCUAUGGGCUGGGCUGUGGCUACGGGCUGGGAGGCCUGGGCUGCUAUGGCAGAAGGGGUGGCUACAUCUGCUAAGGGCCCUCAGCAGCAACACCUGACAUGAGCCUCUCACUCCCUGGAACACAUCUCAGGCAAGGCAGCAGCCAAGGGUCCAGUCCAGGCUGACUGCAAACAUGGCCCUCUCCUCCUCUUCUUCCGUUCCCUGCUAUGCAUCCCCCCUUUGCCUAUGUGCAGUCUCCUGUGCUGCAAGCCACUUCUCCCAAGACAGAGCCCGUGAGACACCUCUGCUGGGCUGCUCCUUCUGCAAGGCACAAAGUCUGGCACAACCUCCUGCAAGCAAAGCACCUUAUUUUACUCAAUAAAG